AUGCUGGGUGCAGUAUACGUUAACAUGACACAAUCCGCCAACCUGGUAGAGCUUGGCGAUCCUAUCCGCGGCUAUGCGACUGCACUGGCUGUAGAGAUUCCGCUCUUGGUUUUGGCAGUGACUACAGUCGUGUUGAGAGUAUUCUCCAGAUUGGCAAUCAAGCGGAAACUAGCUGCAGAUGAUGUUCUCAUCAUCAUUGGAACGGCUGCUGCCGUUGCGCGAACGGUGAUUUCGUGCAUGAGUGCAGACGACAACUGGGGAUAUGACAGGAGAGGUCCAGAUAGAGCGACAGAAGUGCCAUACUACCAGCACAUCUUCGAGCGUCGCAUAGCGUACCUUUUCGCCGUCACAUUCAUCCGCUUCUCCGUGUUGGCAUACUACCUCCGCAUCUUUCCGCCUAGCAUGUAUUCGCUUCGUCGGGGCUGCUACGUUUUGCUAGCGCUCGCUCUCGCCCUGUUCGUCGAAGUGUUCGUCGUUCUCAUCGUCUAUUGCAAAGACAUCAGACAGCUGUGGACGGACCACUGGUCCGACUUUACCGGCUCCCAGUGCUUCAGCUCCGCAGUGUACUCGUACAGCGCAGCGAUCGGAGACAGCGUUAUAGACAGCAUGAUCUUCACCCUCCCAAUUCCGUACGUCUGGCGACUAUCACAGCUUCGUACUCGGCAACGCCUAGGGCUUGUCGUUGUCUUCGGGCUCGGUUUCAUCGUAUGUGUUGUUGCACUGCUUCAAAUCCCCUUCAUCAAGAAACGCGAAGGCAGUACGACUUACUUCGGCACAACUGUCAAUAUCCUUGUCGCUAUCCAGGUCUCGUUUGCUAUUGUAGCGGCUUCUCUUCCAGACCUUCGUGCCUUGGUUGCUCGGACUUUCCCGAACUUUUCCCCGCUGCAUCAUAGAAGCAUUGCCACGGCAGCAGAGCACGGCAAUGAUGGCCGAGCAGAAGUGUUAGAUGAAGAGAAAGGAAUCGCUAUCCGAGAGAUGCCUGAAGAUCGACGCAUCACUUGUGAAGGCAAAAGGGUGUUCCGAAAGCCAGACUGGAUGAGGAGCAGCAUACCAGCAAGCUUGUUGUCAACCACGAUCACGCAAAACGAUGCCAUCCCCACGACUCCGCAAAUACAAGUCCCUCAAUCUUUACAAACACCCGAAAAAGCUACGAAUUGA
Molecule: messenger RNA, 1158 nt
Organism: Parastagonospora nodorum SN15
Lineage: Eukaryota; Fungi; Ascomycota; Dothideomycetes; Pleosporales; Phaeosphaeriaceae
Exons: 4
Coding region: 1-1158 (385 amino acids)
Source: RefSeq, a predicted model, not a curated record